CGACUUUCUUAAAAUAAGAAUAUUCCCGUGAAGCACAUAAAUCAACUCCACGUGUCUCAUAGUAAAAAAUCAAUUUCUGAUCAAUAUUUGAAUUAUUCCACGAUUUUCAAUUUGUCCAAAUCAUCAGCAGUUUGAGAUUCAAAAUAAGGAAUUUCUUCAUUAAAAAUGAAGUUAAUUAUCCCUAUAGUAUCGUUGAUACUAUGGCAUAAUGUACACGCUGGUCGACUUGUUUAUGAACGUGCCCCUGAUGGUAUUGGAAAAGCUUAUGAAUACUUGUUCAACAGAAAUCCACGUGCAACUGACGAGUUCUCGUCUUCACUCAACCAAAUGCAAAUGAUUUCUCGUAUUACAACUGGUAUUUCUAUGCAAUAUGGACUCUCCAAUGGAACUAUCACUUUUGAUGAUCUAAUCCCUGAAUUACUUCAUUUUGGAACUAUCACUCCUACUCAAAUAUCUGCAAUCACUACUGAUAAGUUAACUGAGAUUGUUGAUGGGAUUAAUGGGCUCCAAAGGAAAUUAGAUUCGAGUAGUGAGCAGCUUGAGGAACAGCUUAUGAUGUUUGCGUCUGUUUAUGAGAAGACUAAGGGUGUGGUCCCAGGGAGCAUUAUUCCUAAAGACGAUGUAUACAAGACUCAACUUGAUGCAUUGAAGAUAAAAUGGAGCAAAGUAGAUUCUUUUGCAAAAGGAAUUGUUAUUUUUCUAAACGAAAUGGAAAGUAUGGAAGGAGUGACCAGUGAUGAUGACGCUAAUAUCAAAUUAAGUGACAUGGCGCCUCAUUUACCAAAAUUCAAAGAUUGGACUUUGGAAGAAUAUAAUGUUUACGCACAAAAUCAGCAUCUCCGAAACAUUCACAUUUCCUAUCCUUCCCUCAAUUUAGUCUACAAAGCAGUGGCUGAGUUUUUCCCAUAUAAAAACAGUCUAGAUGGUUCUCUCCUACCCCAAGUCCAAGAAAACAUCAAUAAGUUGAACACACUGGCUGAAAAAAUAAAACCAGAAGCUCCGAUGAUCUCACAACUUCAUGAGUUAUUCUUGUCUCGAAGUCUUAAAAAAUCGGUUAAUUUCAAGAUAAUCUCAGGAUUGUUAAAUGGAAUCUCAGAUAUUCAAAUGAUCUUUACUGACUUGAAGAAUGAAUGGGUGAAUAAGACAGUUGAUGGACAAGCUUACAAUCUGGGAAAGGCCUUGAAUCAAUUGAAGACUUUGGGGAACAAUGCACAGCAGGUUGAUCUAUCGAUUGUGCCGGUCGAGGAAAAGAUUUUCAAGGAUGUGUCUAACCUGUAUCAGAAAGUCAACAGUCUUAAGGAUCUCACUGUUAUUGUAAGGCCUUUGAUUGGGACUGUCACAGGUAUUGAGAUUCCUCAAUCUGCAAUCAGGAUUCCUGCGAUUGACGUCAUCGGUCAACUUAUUGAUAAAAUGAAGUUGCUUUCUUCGAAGCUCGCUGCUCUUGAAAUUUUGGUCCACCUUUCAAAAACUUUACGAUCUGCAAAGAACACGAUCAAAUUGGAGAAGAUGAAAAACAUAACGACUGCAGCUGAAGGAAAACUUGAAUUAUUUAAGAAAAGUUCGGAUUUCAAAGACAUCUACAAGUUGAUUCUACCUGCCAAGAAAGCUGCCCAAAAAUUGAAAGAAGCGCCAACUAUUACGGAAACAGUCACAAAAAUCCAAACGAGUUUUGGUAACCUUACUACUUUUGUUGACGACUUGAAAAGUUUCCUAGAUGACAUAAAGUUUUUGGAGAAUAUCAAGGGGAUUGAUUCAUUGAAGCCAGUUAUUGAAGUCAUCAGAGACUAUAGAGAUCCAAAAUUAUUCAAAAAAGUUGAUCUGAGUACUUUAAUAGGUCAUUUGCCAAAACUAAAAAGCACUCUCAAAGUACUAGGAGACUACAUCAAAGGAAUCAAAACUUCAAAGCAUAUGGAAACUGAAGCAUUGUCAACAUUCACUAACAUUUCUGUAGGAUCACAAGUGGUUGGAAUGGCAACACGUGGAAUCACGAAUAUGCAGAUGAUGAGUAGCCAGACAGUUGAUUUGAAGAUUGUGAAGGAGUUGAAAGCUGUGAUUGAUGAAGAGAUGAAGAAGCAUCAGUUGAAUCCAUCAGAUGUCAAGAAUUUGAAUUCACUGGAUGGAUUGGAGGACGAGUUGAACAGGAUCAAGACGGCCAUUUCAGAUUUUAAGAAAUCUGUGAAACCAGUGAAAUCCUUCAAACUUUCUAAUUAUUCUGGAUUCUUCCAAGAUGCCAAAAAAGUUCCGGGAAUCAAAAUCAACUUGCCAGCUAUCAUUGGUUCUGUGGAAAAGUUGAAGGAUCGCCUGUCGACAAGAAGAAGAAGAUCAGCAUCAGCAUCCCAACUCGACACACUCUUGAGCCUUCUGAGAUCUCUUCAAAUCUAUGAUUCCGCCAAGUUCUCCAAAGCUUUCGAUGACUCUGCCAAGUCCUUGCAAGCACUGGACACAUCUUUCACUGCGUACAGCAAAGCCACGUCUAAGCUUCAAGGUCAGAAAGGAAGUCAAUCUCCCAGAUCCCCUGGAUCUUCUCCAACAAAGGAAUUGAGUUUCUUGGAAAAAAGUUCACCUUGGUCCUAUAUCAUCAUCGGCGUUGCAUCUUUUUUAAUUGUUGCAGUGCCUGUUGCUGUGAUUGCAUUUUUUUUUUUGGAAAAGAGAGCCUGCACUAAAGGAUAUUGACUUUGUCAAUUUAAACACGCAGUCCGGUGAUCAAGAAAUCGACAACUCGGCAUUCAUCCCACCAAUAUCUGCUGUUCGAAAAUAUCUUAGUGAUCGUUUAUAUCGGGUGCAAAGUACUGCAAAGCGUUUGGAAAACGAUUUUGGAGCAACAUUUUAUAACAUCAUUUACGCGAACAAGAUGAAAGUGCUUGCUAAGAAAACACCCGCAGUGUCGGAUCUUGUCAAAAAUCACUCUAAAGAUCACAGAGUCGAAGUACCACUUUUGGAAGCAACACGUGUCGUUCUAAAAGGUUACGGAAAACGAUUUGCCGACGAUUACAUUCACGCGAGCUACGUCACAUGUCAAAAUGGACUAAAGUUGAUUUUGACGCAGUCACCACAAAGUCUUACAGUGAAUCCGGUAAAACCAAAGACCCACAAACACGCAUGAAAGAAGCCCUGUAACUCGACGAUUGAGAAAUUUUGGUGGAUGGCGAGACAGGAGAAGGCGACGGCUAUUGUAAUGAUGUGUAAUUUUGUUGAACAAAAUCCUGCAGAUGGUCAGGCGUUUGUUGCUAGCUCGGAAUAUUUCCCUCUUAAGAAGAACGAAAUAUGCGAGUUCGAAGGUGGCUCUGUCAAAUGCACGAAUUACGAACGGGAGUAUAUUGGAAUCAUUACGCGUAAACUGACUUUAAAUUUCGAUGAUGGUGAGGAAUUCAAAAUUACACACCACCAGGUCCUGGAUUGGAAUGGUUUGAACGCUCUCGAAGAUCACAGGGGUGCUGGUUUGGCGGCUAUGUUCCUUAUGAAAUACGAAACGACAGCGAUCGUCCACUGCGUUGAUGGUGUCUCUCGUUCAGCUGUUUUGGCAGGAAUGAUCAUUGGCUUCCAAAAAAUCAUCGAGACGCGUGGAGAUAUGAACGUGGCUGAUCUGAUUGAUGAUCUUCGGAAACAACGUGCAAUGGCAAUUACCUCGGGUUUGGAACUUGCGUUUGUUGAUGCUGGAAUCUUUCUGCUUUUUAAACGAAUGAUGAACAACUUCGAAGAAGAAUAUCCAGAAGACCUCAAACAGAUGCUCAAAGAUGCUGUUCAGUAUUACAAAUUAAUUGCGGGCUACCAAGUCCAGCAGCGGGACAAUUAUUUCAAGAAACUCGAUAAUAUGGGCAAAAAACAAAUGAAUCAGAAGAAAAGUACCGAAGAAGGUGUUGACAAGUCGAAGGAACAAGGCAAGGAUGCAACUGUGAUGAAAGAGAAAUCUCCCUUGGCCAAAGUUAACUAGAA
Molecule: messenger RNA, 3933 nt
Organism: Caenorhabditis elegans
Lineage: Eukaryota; Metazoa; Nematoda; Chromadorea; Rhabditida; Rhabditidae
Source: the annotation of a RefSeq genome assembly